UACGAACUUUCCGGACAGACCUCGUACUAAUGGUACCUUUAUACCCAUGCAGACCAUGUUAAAUGUUUUUUCUUCUCUACAUUUUACACAGCAUCAUCUAGUCCCAAACUAAGCACAGCUUGCACCAUGGAUACUACACAACUAGAUAUAUAGAUCAAUAGAAUAAAUACUGUAAUAUUUUUUUUGCAAAUACAUAGAUAUUAUACAUAGAAAACAUCCAAACCAAUAUAAACAGAUAUAGGUAUUCAUGAAAACAAUUUUUUUCUUUGUACGGAGAUCGAUUUAGAUAGAUAGAUAGAUAGAUAGAUCGUUUAUUUGUUUGUUACUAAUCACACACAACAUGUACAUAAGAAUAGAUAAUACAUAAACAACAUAAGAUUUAUAAAAUUGUGUUAUUAUGUGUGAUCUGCAGCAAUACAAAAAGGUCGAAGCUCAGCGUGUAACAUUGUUCAAGGAACAAAACACUGAUUUUCAGCUUUAACCCAUUUGAGGGUACGUGAAAAUAAUAAUUAAAAUAAAUAUAAAAUAAAAAGAGCAAUAUUUUUGGUGAUUGUCUGUGCAGUGUGUGUAUAAUAAAAAUAAUGUAAAUAGUUCAGAGUAUAAUUUGAUAUAAUUUUAACUGAGUGGUAAGGAUAAAGCGAAAAAAAAAAGAAAAUAUUAAUAAGAGAAACAUGGAAAGAAAAAAAAAAAUUAAAAAUCAUUACAUGAGUUUGCAACCGCUAGCCAAGAAAUUUCUGUGGAAUGCCUAAAAUUUGUUUUUUUAAUAAGUAUUCUUUGUGAUGUUUUUUAAAACUUUGUACGGUAGAUUUCAUAGUAGUCCAGUGUAUAGUGAGACCACCAAAAAGGUCAUAAUAUAAAAUUCACUUUGAUUUUUACCAUAUAUCAAUCUUCAAAUCUCUUGCAGGAUAAGCAAGGAGAACCGAGUGGCAAAUACAUCACAAAACACACACACACACACACACACACAAAAAUACAUCUCUUGUUUCCUGGCCUUUCAUAACUUGACUUUUAUUUCACUAUUGUUUCGUAAAUGUACUACAAAUACAUAUACAUUAAUUAAUAUUGUUAUUUUAAUGUAGGGGAAUGUUCUUUUAGUUCACCUGCCUUCGACUGUUCAUGCAGUACUUAAAUAAUCGUUUUCUUUAUUGACUUUUUAAUUACUUUAAUCACCACCUAGAAAUAAACAUCAGAGACAUCGACAGACCUUUCCAGAAACCAUAAUAACUCGCUAUGUAUUAUAUCUAUAUAAUGCUUUUUAUACUUGGUAUAUUUAUUACAUAAUCUUGGCAAAUUCUUCGAUUAAAUAUUUAGUUUAAUACCGAAAUCAUUAGGAAUUUUCUGUUAGUGAAACUGAUUAUUUUCUCCAAAGAAUUAUAAGUUAAAAAUGACUACUACUACUAAUUGGAAAGCUAGACUCACCAUUUUAGUGUGGGAGGCUCAAAAUUUUUAGUCAUUUAUUGAUUCAUAUAUACGAGUACCUAUUCCUUUGAAAAAAAAUGUACAGUUCCUUGUUUACAGUACCUUCCCUUUCAAAAGAGUUGUAUCUAGUCAUUUCGUUUUAUACGUAAAGUUGUCGAAUUAUUAUUAGAAGCUCUAAAUUUUGAGGAAUGGGUAUUCGAGAAAAUGUAAAAUAAUAAAAAAUAUAACAAUUUCAGUGUGUACAACAUAAUAUCUCUUUAUUUCUAGGUGGGUAGUGGUAGCGGGAGCGUGGCGCGCGAGCGUAAUGCGGCCUCCAUCUACCCCUGGGACAGCACGCAACGACCGUCACUCCUCGCUGCUACAGUUAGCAGCGUGGGGUGUGCCGGCUGCGUUGGCCGCCGCUGUUCUUGUAACUAGAGAUGUUGACGCUGAUGAACUUACAGGUACUUGCUUCGUCGGUAACCAGUCUAGUAAAUCUUUACUAGCUCUGGUCAUCGUUCCGGAGGCGAUAUGUCUACUUCUCGGAUCCCUGUUUCUUGCAUCGGGCCUACGAGCUGUUCUUCGUCGGCCUGCCCCUGUACCAGCACCAUCUGUCCUCUUGAACGCCCCACCGCAACCAGUAACAGAUCAGAGCUUACUACGAUUAGGAGCAUUCGCGGCAUUAUAUGCAGUCCCAUCGGCCUGCAUACUAGCUACAUGGAUGUACGAAUAUGCAUGGAGAGACUACUGGUUAGCAGCUCCCGUGCCAUCCUCUGAACCGUCAACGCACCCGCGUCCUGCAUUUUGGGUGUUCCUGUUCAGAAUAUUCGCAUCACAAAUAUUGGGCGUCAUGGUCGCGGUUUGGAUAGCGACGCCCCGUUUAAAAGCUUUGUGGCGGAUGAUAGCUGGGCCGAGAAAACCACCAUUGGCGAAGUGUCCGUCCGGCCCGCCUCCUACACCUUUAACCCUACACUGUUACGCCACUCAUCCGCACACGUUGUCACGAUCACAGAUCCACAAAUAUGCGACUUACCGACCACCACAACAACAUUCGUACAGAAAGCCAAGACAUUACCACUAUUCAGCUGGUGAGACUAUCCUAUGACCGUAUAGUCAACCAUCUACUCAGGACUAAAAGACAUUUCAAUUAUAAAGAGAGCCCUCUCUGAUCAUGCAUUUAUUAUUUAUGAUAAUUACUUAUAAUAGAUUAUGUUUCAAUAAUCUACAAUAAGUUUAGAAGUGCCAUUAAUAUUUUUUUAAAGUGUUAAGGUCAUAUUGACUUGUUGCUUUAAAUUUGAUGUCGUCAGUGUUGUUUUUGGAAAGAGUUUGCCAUCUUUUGUCCAAGGAAACAGUUCAUAAUGGACUUUAGUAAAUAUGUAUAUAAGUUUUAUAUGUGCUAUAGAUGUAUAGCGACUUGUAUUAAGUAUCUAGAUAUUAUUUCACAGACUGUACAGUAGCAUAAUUUGACAAUAAUUAUAAAUUAAAUAAGUGAAUGAAUGUAAUGUGACUAAGAUACGAGUAUACCUACAUAUGUAAAUAUCAAAUAAGUAUAAGGGAAAGAUUACACUUGUGGACAAAUAGAUCUUUUUGUAUAAAAAUUUAUUUAAUUUUUAUAAGCAAUUAUCUAAGUUAACUAUCUAUACAUAAAAUACUUUUUGUGUACCUAUUUUAAUGAUAAAAGAAGGUAAUUAUGAAAACGUUUUCUAAAAUAUGUUUAGGUAAGACUAAAUAAAAAAAUCGAUAUCAAGAACAAAAUAGUACCUACCAAGUUCCAAGAAUAGGUACCAUCAGCACCGAAAGUUGAUAACACACAAAUUAUUGAAAACUGAAUAAAAUCUUAUAGCAUAAUUAGCGAAAAAAUUGGAUGUACAUAAAAAAAGUUAAAAUACAUUCUACGAUGUAAAUAGAGGUAAUAUAUACUGGUCGUAUUCAUGAACUUGUAUUGCCGACCACACUUGUUGUGAAUAUUAAUGAUUUUUCAUUGGUUUAAUUUAUAAUAUUAGAACACGAUUUUGUAAAUAGAAUCUGUAGAUAGACAAAAAUCACACCUGGAAAUAAGCUGCACUAUAUCGCCUAAUGUACAAAUGAAUAUCGAUCACAAUACAAAAGAAAAUAUAUAAUUUAGAAGUUAAAUAUUCUAUUUUUAAUUAAUUUAAUUACUUUGCGAUUCACUUGUUAAUAACGCGGCCGUGGAUCAUGAUCUGGGUUUUUGGCCCAAUAUAUUUUUACUUACUUCAAACUGCACUUACAGUGAAAUAUAUUAGGUAAAAAGGAACAAUAAAUAGACUAUCUAAGAAACUGUCAAUAAGCAAGAGUCAUAAUAAAAUUUACAGAGGUGUUCUUAAUUAGCCUCCACUUUAAUUUAUUCGUUUGUUAUGCGAUAUGUUCUUUAUUUUUUCAGUAUUAAUAAUUUUGUCACUGCUGAAUUAUUUUACAAAGCAAAAUUAUUAAAUAAUCAUUAGCCAUCUAUCCCACCAUUAUUGUUAAAUCUAUGGCAUUAAGCAUGAUAUUUAUAAUUAUAAUAUUUAAUAGUUUAUUUAAACAAUGCGGUAGGUGAAUCAGAAGCCGCUUAUUGCCAAAAUAGUAUUAUACUGUAAAUAGGCAAAAUGAGGUCCUAUGUUUUGUAAAUAAACUAAUAUAAGACGAAAUAAAAUAUGUGUAUACAAUUAAA
This is a messenger RNA of Galleria mellonella (greater wax moth), 4069 nucleotides long. Its product is annotated as frizzled-8. Bases 1724 to 2503 code for a protein of 259 amino acids. The record is from RefSeq and is a predicted model, not a curated record. Lineage: Eukaryota; Metazoa; Arthropoda; Insecta; Lepidoptera; Pyralidae. Gene Ontology annotation, molecular function: Wnt-protein binding; Wnt receptor activity. The transcript is spliced from 2 exons. Gene Ontology annotation, biological process: canonical Wnt signaling pathway; non-canonical Wnt signaling pathway. Gene Ontology annotation, cellular component: plasma membrane.